This is a messenger RNA of Astyanax mexicanus (Mexican tetra), 4623 nucleotides long. Its product is annotated as SPARC (osteonectin), cwcv and kazal like domains proteoglycan 2. The transcript is spliced from 10 exons. Gene Ontology annotation, molecular function: protein binding; calcium ion binding. The coding region runs from base 184 to 1452 and encodes 422 amino acids. The record is from RefSeq and is a predicted model, not a curated record. NCBI's taxonomy places the organism in Eukaryota, Metazoa, Chordata, Actinopteri, Characiformes, Acestrorhamphidae.
CACAUACGGCACGCGCGCGCGUGCCCACACCUCCUUGCCACUGCCUCGCUCGUGCUGUACAGCCAGAGAGAUCGCAUUAUCAUCACUCUCCUUACCUCUGCGCGAGCGAUCCGGGGUCCCUCAGAAACACAGUAGACCGCGCUACGGGAAAGACUGGUGUUCAGACCGCACAUCACCGCACCGAUGGCCGAGAUGAGGACUCUGCUGUGCCUUCAGCUCCUUGCGCUAACCCUGGCCGGCUGCUCGGCGGAGGCGGACGGCAGGAGCGGGAAAGAGGCAGGGAAUGCGGGCAAUUUCAUGGAAGACGAGCAAUGGCUGGCCACCAUAUCCCAGUACAGCCGCAAGAUAAAGCACUGGAACCGUUUCAGAGACGAUGACUAUGUCAGAAAUGUGGAAGAUCCCCAGGGUUCUGAGGAAAGUGUGGACACGACCAAGGACCCGUGUCAGAAGGUGAAAUGCAGCCGACACAAAGUGUGUGUGGCCCAGGGCUACCAGCGGGCCAUGUGCAUCAAUCGCAAGAAACUGGAUCACAGACUCAGACAGCCAGGACUCAAGCCUCACGUGAGCUGUAAACCGUGCCAACUGUCCGCAGCCGACCCUGUGUGUGGAUCUGAUGGACAUAACUAUGCUUCACAGUGUAAGCUGGAGCAGCAGGCUUGUUUGAGUGGUAAGGAGCUGACGGUGAAGUGUGCAGGACCGUGUCCGUGUGUUAGUGAGGCUGUGCCGAAGCCCGAGACAGAGACAGUGCCUGCUCCCAAACCAGAAAGCUGUACAGGUCAAGACUUGGCUGAUUUGGGGGACAGACUGAGGGAUUGGUUCCAGCUUCUCCAUGGCAAUGCUAAAACGAAUAAUUCUGGUAGACAGGGAUCUGGAACAGCUUCAGUGUUUGAGAGGAACUUGGUGGCUGGCUGUAAGGAUUCUAUUGGCUGGAUGUUCACUAAGCUGGACACCAGUAAUGAUUUGUACCUGGACCACUCAGAGCUGGCAGCUAUUAACUUGGAGAAGUAUGAGGUGUGCAUCAGACCCUUCUUCAACUCCUGCGACUCGUACAGAGAUGGCAAGGUCUCCACGGCUGAGUGGUGUCUCUGCUUCUGGAGGGAGAAGCCUCCCUGUCUGUCUGAGAUUGAGAGGAUCCAGGUACAGGAGUCCUCUAAGAAGAAGCCAGGUAUGUACAUCCCCAGCUGUGACGAGGAUGGAUACUACAGGAAGCUGCAGUGUGAUCAGAGCAGAGCAGAAUGCUGGUGUGUUGACCCACAUGGCAAUGAGGUCACUGGAUCCCGCGUUCACGGCAACCCUGACUGCGAUGAGUUAGUGGGCUACUCUGGGGACUUUGGCAGUGGCGUGGGAUGGGAGGAUGAAGAGGAGAAGGAGACAGAGGAGAAUGGAGAGGAGGCUGAGGAAGAGGAGGAGGCUGAGCCCGGAGAGACUGACGAUGGAGGGUACAUCUGGUAGAAAACACUCACAGUCAUUGUUAUUGCCUGUCCUCCACAAAGACCAUCUGUUGAAAUAUCAGUAUGAAUUCAUUUUAACUCUUGCUUGGUUGAGAAGCUCUUUUUUCCAAUGAAGGCUGAACAGGUAAUUUGUCAUAUAUUUCAUAUGAAAUAAUGUUUUAUUUGAAGUGGAAAGUAGCAAAAUAUGGCAUGAAACCAUGCAUAGACAACUAGCAAUUUGGAUAAAUUGUAUCACAAUGUUUCUGAACAUAUGAAUCUGAUCAGGUGGACAACAGAAUAGAACGAUACGCAAUUUAAUUUGGACAUGUACGUUUUUAAAAAAGAAACAACCUGAUUAAUGUAUCCUAGUAUAAUUUGUUCAUAAUAUUAUAAAAUAAAUAUAAAACCCAGCACUGGUCCUUUGUGGACAGGUUGAGGACUUCUUUUUACUGCUGUUAAACGCACAGCAUCAGAAAUCACUCACUGCAUCUGCAUCUGAAACCUAUACUAAAGAGCUUAGCAAAGUGGGCUAAGCAAGCAAAGUGAGCAGUGCAGUAACUCUAUGGGAGGGGAAUGUAGAGGGACGGGGACAGGGACAGAGACAGGUUUUGUCCUAAUUAUGUGUCAUGUUUUCUUUGCUUGUACAUUUACACAGAACGUGGCAGUGCUGUGCUAAAGAACAAACACUGGUCUAACCUACUCAUCAUUAAUAUUACUAGGGAUGCUUUCCUAUUCAAUUACAUUUAACGUAUUUAACGCAUAACUGUCAGAACCACACAAACAAUUGCAUAAAGCUGCCUCAGUUACAGCCCAGAAUAAUUAUGUUACUGUCCAUCCAAAGCCAACUUAGUACAUACACAUCUCCUACCUCUGAACUCAUCUGUAAUAGAAACAAAUAUAUCUAUUGAAACUUUUAAAAGCUGGCUGAUUAGGAACUCAUACUGUAUCUAAAAUCAGGGCUCGGAUUGAACCGAUUUAAUUUCUGUUUCUCGAGGCUGGGAAUCACUAUAGAUGGGUUUCAAGGGAACAUUAUAACAGAUAUGUGUGCACAACCAGGGGCAACAGAGAGUAGCACUCAGAAAGCACAAUGGAGAGCAACAAUGACAUUAAACUGUUGUGCAGUAAACUACAACAAACACAGAGAAGGAUACAAAUGUUUAGUAUCCCGGAGGGAUUUUUGACAUCACAGAUUGCUGGCAUCUUGGACAUAUCUGAAAACCAUCUGUGGUCAGGAGUAGCAUACUGUUCACUCUAUAGCAUUAGCAUUCUUUGUCCAUCUAAUUUUUCAAAUAUAUCAAAUGUAUAUUUUAAAUACUUAAAUACAAAGAAGACUAAAUACAAAUAAAUUGUACUCACUUGAGCAUAAAGUGUAGUCUAAAAAGUCUAAAGUAGAUUCAAUUUGAAUCAAUUCAAAUUGAUUCAAUUCAAAUUACUUUCGUUUUAGGCAUAAUACGUAAAUGAUUUGAGUCUAAUUAACUCUGCAUAUCCAACUCUGAGUCAUGAUUGCAGCAGUUGACCAACAGUACAGUCUUGUGACUGGCUAAGGUAUCAAAGCACUUAUGCCCCCUGGCUGUGCAUGCACCCUGUAAUGUUUGUAAAUGGGAAACCCAUCUAUAAUAAUCACUACAAACCCAGCUUUACCUACUACAGCUUUGCUUACUCUAUUCAUACCGUUCAGGCGCCAUAUCCAGCUUCAAGGAGUAGUCCUCACAAAGUCCUUCUAAUGAUGAAUGUGCCAUGUGUGUUAUGUUGCUUGAAUGUGCAUUUCUCUUUCUCUUUUUUCUUGCUUUGUGUAAUCUGUACUUGAACACUUAGAUCGAUUCAGACACCUUUUCUUUUUUCCCUGUACGUGCUAUUCGCAAGAUAAACGAAACACUGAUUGAUUGAUUGUUUUUAAUAUUGCAUGUUAGUUCAGAAGAAUGUACCUUUUACUGCCUGGACAGAUGCAGAGUACUCUGGCCCUCUGAUAUUCAAUAUUUAGUACUCUGGUUCAGGUUCUUUUUCCAGCAAAAAUCUCUUCAGACAACAAAAUAUAUAUUUUUGUUGUGCUUGUAGGAUCGUAAUAUAGACAGUAAGGUUUAUCUGGUAACAUCAGUCUAAAGUCAGAAAAAAAAAAAUGUGGGGCUGAAUCUUAAGAAAUGUUAUUGUGAAUAAUAUAUAUAUUGAAUUACUAUUGAAUUGUCUUUAGAUUGUAAUAUAUAAAUGUCUUUCAUUAAUUUAAAAUAGAUGUACUCUUCAUUGUAUGACAUUUUGAAGGGGUACGAUGAAGGAACUGGCCUUUGACGGAUUACCUCUGAUUUGAUCAAGCUAGAAUAAAAGUCAGCUGCAGUCUGUCAGCUGCAGGUUUCAAUGUGCUGAAAUGUAAAGUGGGGUCAGUUGUGCACUGUCUGGACCCCAGGCCAGCAUUAUCACAGACCUAAGAGGCUUGCCUGAGGAAUGAUAUUUAAAGUGAUGAACACAUCAUGGAUGUGCUGCAACGCAUUCAUUAUAAUGAAACCGAUUCUGUUGUGAAUGUCAAAUUUUAAUGAGGCUGCUGUCUCCUUCUCUUUCAAGAAUCUGUGGAGAUUAAAAGGAGAAGGAAAAAAGACUUCCUCCACGCAAUGCAUUGUAAAACCAUGCCCAUCCGGUGCAAUUCAUUACUGUGGUAAUGCCAGCAGAAUCAGUUCGUAUAUCUGUGUAAAUUAGCUCUUGAGUCGUGGUCUUCAGUGAUGCUGCUGGCGACAGCAGGGUCAGAGAGAGAGAGAGAGAGAGAGAGAGAAGCACAGUGACUGGGAUUCAGCAGAGAUGUGCUUUCAAACAGUCUAAAUUAAAACAGCAUGCUGGAUAGAAAGAGAGAAAGAGAGAGAGAGAGAGAGACAAGCAUGUGGCUCUAAGACAUUGUGCACAUAUUUGGUUCUACAUUCAAAUCAAUCGUUAGCAGCAGCAUCUAAAAACAUUCACGGCUUUAGACCCAUUGAAAGCAGCUGUCUGAACAGAUAAAAUUCUCCUACACUGAACCAUGAAGCUCUACAGAAAUCCUGAAGAAAUCAAUGUUAUGGUUUUGUGGGACAAACCCAGAAAACAUCCACCUCUUCUCUUCUCUCACGUCACAUUAUACUGAACUGCUGCUGUGUAAUCAGUGCUAUUUAGCUCUCAGUCUGUGACAUGUUUUCCACUGUAUUUAAUAUUUGAUAAUAAAUCGGCACUGAAACCA